This is a messenger RNA of Crotalus tigris (Tiger rattlesnake), 1144 nucleotides long. RefSeq names its product ankyrin repeat and KH domain-containing protein mask-like. NCBI's taxonomy places the organism in Eukaryota, Metazoa, Chordata, Lepidosauria, Squamata, Viperidae. The transcript is spliced from 5 exons. The record is from RefSeq and is a predicted model, not a curated record. Bases 331 to 1119 code for a protein of 262 amino acids.
GGAAAAUUGCAUCUGCUUUCACUGGCAUCUACUGUGCUGGAUCAAGCAGAAAGCUAGCUAAGAUGUUGCUAGAUAACUUCAGACUUUGGCAUUCUGAAGACUGACUCUGAAAGGAAAUUAUCUGCAUGUUGAAUUUUCUGUUGCUGUAAGCCUAGUGUGAUUAGGAUCCCUGACUGCAAGGAAGAUUCAUGUGUACUGUGCUGCCAUCAAAAUUCUUGCACCAGUCUUCUUGUUCAACAUGAGAAGGGCUGGGUGAGAUGUAAGGAAAUAAAAACCACUUGCAUUUGUUGAAUCAAGAUCUGUUUCCUAAAAGCCCUCAAGAAUAACUGGAUGCCUUUGUGUAUCAGAAAAAAAUGGACCAAACAAAAUCCAGAAGCUUUUGUAAAGAACAAUACUGUGAGAUCUUGCCUGCCAUGUCAUCUACAUCUACUGCAUGAUAAUAGGCAAAUCCAUCCUCCAAUCCCCAAAGCAUCAAAAGAGGACAAGGGGAAAACAGCAGCAAUACCGAUGUCCAUCCCACAUAGACAACGGCAGGAAGUCUUCUACUGCUCACCUGGCUACCAGUCUGAGUACACACUCUUCCAUACUACCCGAAUCAUCAAGUAUGUUUUUUUGGAUGGAAGCCAGAACAUUGUCCCAUUGUCUCAGGCCUCCUCUGGCUUCGAGUCUCAACUUGGCUAUGUGGAGUCUAAUAAGGGCUAUUACUAUCCACUUGUCAUUCCGGACCACAGCCUGGCCAGUUCCUUUUGGCCACUGGACCUUGGGCGUCUUCCCAUUUUCAUCACUCUCUCCAAGUGUCAAGAGAAGCCAAGUGCUGGCUGGGGGCGGCCUCUUUUUUCUCGGGAUCGAUUGCCUGUGUUCCGGCAGUUGUGUGGAGAAGGGGUGCUGUUAACAUCCCAUAACCAUGAGAAUAAAGUGGGUCUGAAACCAAGCAAAGAUGAAUUGGAAAAAACGGAGGAUGCAAAGGCACAGGAAAUAGGAGGAAAUAUAGAUGGAGAGGGGGAGGAAGAAGAACAGGAAGAGGAAGAGGAAGAAGAGGAGGAAGAGGAGGAAGAGGAGGAGGAAAAGGAGGAUAGAAGCUGCAUGCUCCAGAAUAACUGCUCAGGAAAGGGGAGCUAAGCUCUAAGGGGCUUUUUUUUUCCAA